Phanerochaete carnosa HHB-10118-sp is the source of this 1484-nucleotide messenger RNA. RefSeq lists its product as uncharacterized. The transcript is spliced from 10 exons. Lineage: Eukaryota; Fungi; Basidiomycota; Agaricomycetes; Polyporales; Phanerochaetaceae. The record is from RefSeq and is a predicted model, not a curated record. Bases 444 to 1298 code for a protein of 284 amino acids.
UUGAAAUUGAACUGAUGUGUUAUUUGCAGAUAGCUGGGCAUUAUUGAUUAUACUGACACAAUGGCGCACUAGAGCUUAGGCGCGCAUUACAUUUACUUCUUGACCCGGAGGGGCCACUGGAUGCAUGACUGGUGAUGAUGUCCAGUCCCGCCCCGCCCUGAACCGAGUGCGGGUUCCGCCCGUUGUGAGAGCGAGAGCGGGCUGCGCAAGGCUAUGCGGCGCGAACGACAGAGCUUUCCAAUUUUGUCACAGCCACCGGCAAACUCCGGUCCCAGUGAGGUCAGUGCUGUCCGCCUCACGCCGCGCUUUUAUAGCACAGACCACGCCUCUUGUUCACGUUCACGACUGACAACGAUCCCUGACGACUCUCGAUUGUGCGAAGCUACAAAGUAUACGUUAUGAAUUAUCGCGCGCCACCCCCGAGUUCUCGCCCACCCAGGACCAUGGUCUCGCGGAUGUACAAGUCGAACCUCCGGCCUGUUGUGGUAGUCACUGGUUUGAUAUCCGCAGGCUGGACCUUGGUUGGUGCGUUCCAGGAUAUCAAUGUCGAUGAAAAUCAUGCCACACCAAAGUUUGCAACUUUGGAUAUAGUGCUGGGUUCACUAUACAUGACGGCAUGCGUCAUUGAGCUGUUUGGUGUAGUUGCGGCCGUGAUGCAAACACUCCUUCUCGUCCGACUGUACACUUUCGCGUCUAUCGUGAGCGGGCUCGUGGUGGUCGCAGCAGGUUUCGCGAGGACUAUCACACACUUCACCUACAAGAAUGACCUCAUUAGUGAGUGUACGCAGAUCGCCCAGGGCGAGGAUGUUACCUUCAGGUUUGGGAUCUGGGGACCUUCAGUACAAGAUCAACUCUCUCCCAUUGAGGCGGCUGACUUCUGCAAAGAUGCCUGGAGUCACGACUCCUUCGGCGAGAUUAUCUCCUUGCUCAUCACGAUUGUGGUCUCGGGCAUCUUCAUCGCCAUUGCCUUCGCUUACUAUCGUCAGUGCCUCGACCCCACGUCACCCGCCAACGCUGCCCGUACACCUGCUUCCCAAAACCGUGUACAGGAACCUCAGUUCCCAGACCACUACAACCCGCCGUACAUGGCCUACGAUGCACCUCAGCAGACAUACGCUCCGCCUCCAGGCCCGCCGCCCCAGUUCGGCAAGACGGACAUGUACGAGGGCGGUGCUGCUGGCUUCGACCGUCAGCGCGAUGCUGACGAAGACACCCUCAAGGGCGAUGAUCCGUUCGCUGACUUUGAUGGACCCGGGCAUGGCAAGCUGGGUGGUGAGAGCAAGGAUGCGCUGGUUUAAAGGGGCUUUGAGAGAGGCAUCAGAAGCAUCGCUGCUAUGGACUAUUGAUGGACUGUUCUCCGAGUUAUCUUGCGCUUAUCGUGGUCGAGCUUUGCAUAUGCUGCUCUCGCUGCCUUGUAGAUUAGCGUCUCUGUAUGUAGCGUGUGCUGUAGUCGUGCAGUAUUAUCCAUCUCUAUUGACGUUCAC